CACAUUUUGUCGUGAAACACUCACGUGUUGCUGCAAAGCCACGAAAGUGCCGUCCUGAUCCUCUUUAAAAGGAUGGUUAGUGCGUGCAGCCAGCUCAAUCUGUCUCUUUCUCUUGUGCCUGGUGUACUAUUAGUGCUUGGGUGCAAAAUGCAGCUGUAGGAAAGAAAGAUCUGCUGGGAGACAAGAGAGAGCCGCGCAGAUAUGGCGGACGAGAAGAAAGGUCCAAUCGACCUGGAGAAGUCGCAGCCUCGGGCGCGCAAGACUUGUCCCAUAGCAAUGCCGAAGCUGCCGAAACCACUGACCCUGGAGGAGAAGCGCUACCUUCUGGCGGUGGAACGCGGCGAUGCUCCCAACGUGCGCCGCAUUCUGCAGAAGGCCUAUCAGAAAAAGCACAUCAACAUCGACUGCAUGGACUCGCUGGGCCGCGGCGCCAUGCUCAUGGCUAUCGACAACGAAAACUUGGACAUGGUUGAGCUCCUGAUCGUGAUGGGCGUCGCAACCAAGGAUUCCCUGCUGCACGCCAUCGAGGCCGAAUUUGUCGAGGCUGUUGAACUUCUUCUCCAGCACGAGGAACUCAUUCACAAGGAAGGAGAAGCGCAUAGCUGGGAAAAAGUUGACCCAGUAAUCGCCACUUUUCCUCCGGACAUCACGCCGCUAACCCUGGCUGCACACAAGGACAACUUCGAGAUCAUCAAGAUCCUUCUAGACCGUGGAGCAACACUUCCUAUGCCCCACGACAUAAAGUGCGGGUGUGAUGAGUGCAUCAUCGCAACGAAGGACGACUCCCUGCGUCACUCUCUGGCCCGCGUAAACGCCUACAGAGCCUUGGCAAGUCCCUCUCUGAUCGCCCUUUCGUCCAACGAUCCCAUCAUGACCGCCUUCGAACUCUCCUGGGAGCUCCGAAACUUGGCUUUCACCGAGCAAGAAUGCAAAGGAGAUUAUUUGGAAUUAAGGAGGCAGUGCCAACAAUUUGCAGUCAACUUGCUCUCCCACACGCGCGGCUCCCGAGAACUUGCCAUCAUCCUGAACCACGACCCUGAGAGUGAAGUUCCUUAUGAGGACGGCGAACACAUGAAGCUGGCCAGACUUGAGCAGGCCAUUAAUUUCAAGCAAAAAACGUUUGUCGCUCACCCUAACAUCCAACAACUGCUUGCUGCAAUUUGGUACGAGGGAGUGCCUGGAUUCAGGAGACUCAAGGCCACGCAAAAGCUGAUGGAGAUCGUCAAAGUGGCUGUUCUGUUCCCAUUUUACUGCAUGUUGUACAUGUUGGCUCCAAACUGCAAAACUGGCAAACUCGUUCGCAAACCGUUUAUGAAAUUUUUGCUCCACGCCUCGUCAUAUCUAUUCUUUCUGCUACUGCUGAUUUUGGUGUCCCAAAGGGCGGAAGUGCUCUUUGUCCAGAUUUUCGGGACGGAGAGCAUGAAAGCAGACCUUCAGGAAGAACUGAAACGGCAGCGAGGCAACGGGCCCACUUAUCUGGAGCUUCUCGUUUGCCUCUACGUGUUUGGCUUCAUCUUUGAAGAGACCAAAGAGAUUGUUCGCGAAGGCAUCGGCAGCUAUUUGCGCAACAUGUGGAACAUCAUCGACUUCACGCGGAACUCGCUCUACGUGGCCGUCAUGAUGUUGCGCGGCGUUGCGUGGAUGCAGCAGCAGGCCCAGAUCACAGCCGACCCCGCGUCUGCCUACGUUCCCCGCGAGCACUGGGACGAUUUUGACCCGCAGCUCAUCUCGGAAGGUCUGUGCGCCGCAGCCAACGUCUUCUCGGCGCUCAAACUGGUCCACUUGUUCUCCAUCAAUCCGCACUUGGGACCUCUGCAGAUUUCCCUCGGCAGGAUGGUCAUCGACAUCGUCAAGUUCUUCUUCAUUUACAGUCUUGUGCUUUUUGCGUUCGCCUGCGGUCUGAACCAGCUGCUGUGGUACUUUGCCGACCUCGAAAAGCAGCGUUGCUACAGCCUGCCGGGUGGAUUGCCUGACUGGAACAACCACGGCGACUCCUGCGUCAAGUGGAGGCGAUUUGGAAAUCUUUUUGAAUCCUCCCAAUCACUCUUCUGGGCCUCGUUUGGCAUGGUUGGUCUUGACGACUUUGAGCUGAUCGGCAUAAAAUCGUACACUCGCUUCUGGGGCUUGCUCAUGUUUGGUUCAUACUCGGUGAUCAAUGUAAUUGUCUUGCUGAACCUCCUCAUUGCCAUGAUGUCCAACUCAUACGCAGCAAUCGUGGAACACUCGGACACCGAGUGGAAGUUUGCCAGGACCAAAUUGUGGAUGAGCUACUUUGAGGAAAGCGCCACUUUGCCGCCGCCUUUCAACAUCAUCCCCACGCCUAAGCACAUGAUGAAGAUGUUGGGCCUGAGGAAAAAGGACAAGAUGAGACGCAUGUCGACCAAGCGCAAGGAGAAGGUUGAGAAGGAGCGCGAUUUCCGCUACACAGCAGUGAUGCGCGCCCUCAUCUGGCGCUACGUCGCCGCCAUGCAACGGAAGCAGGACGACAACCCUGUCACAGAGGAUGACAUCAACGAGGUCAAGUCUGAGAUCACUUCAAUGAAGUGCGAAAUCCUCGAGACCCUGGCCAAGAACGGAAUGAACGUUGACAAUGAGGCUACCAAGGAUAAGGUUGUUCUUGGAAAGAAGAUGCGAGUGUGGGAGAGACGACUGAUGAAGGAUUUCCACGUCGCCCCUGUUGCCGGUGAAGAGACAUUCGAGGAGCUGCAGGCGGUGCCACCACCUGAGAACGAGGACAAACUGGCUAAAUUUAGGCGUCUUGCAAAACUAGCCGUGCUCCAGUCGAGCUCUCACAAAUGGGGAGAGGUUAUUCGCGAAGCGUGCAAAUCUUCUCAAAUCGGCCGGUCGUGCAGCCGCGAGUCCUUCAAGAACCAGCAGUAUCUGCAGAAAGCCAUGCAGGAGGCCAAGAAGUUGCAGGAAAAACCUUCGCGCCGCGGCCACUCGCCCACUCCUUCUCCUAUUCCGAUGGUCGAUCCCACACGUGACGGAAUUCUGACUCUGCUAAAGGAAAUUCGUGAGGAGACUGGAAACAAUAGGUCGCCUGUUGGAUCCAUCGACCCGAACAUGCUGUCUGUGGACGGACCAGGCAAGAGCCGCAGCGUCUCUCCCAUAUUUCUGGCCACCAAUACCCUGAAACAGCAGCAGCAGCAGCAGCAGAUACACCAAUCAACCACCCAACUCUUGCCCAGCGUCCCUGCUGUUGCCAAGAUCCAGUCUGAAACUCAGCGUCAAGCUGAUACCAAAGAACCGCUUCCUGCUGCCACCAGAGACGCUCCGAAGGUGAUCAAGAAAAAGCAACCCUUGGACGAGCCAACCAUCUCCAUCCCUAGGCCACAGAAGUUCGAAGGCAAGGCGCCUGCCCCUCCCGUGCCCAGCGUCACGAAGCCUCAAGAAAAUCCGAGCGUCCCCCGCGUUGAGGUCUCCAAGUCGGCUGAGGCGUCCAAGGCCAAAAAACCUGCCAAAGAACUUGAGCCACCCAAGCAGCCCGAAAUGAAGAAACCUGAGCCACCAAAACCUCCGGAGGUCAAGAAACAACCCGAAGCGUUGAAGAUGCCCCAAGUGCCCUCUGUCGAAAUCACUGCCUCGACCCCGGUGAUGCCUCACUCUGGAAGAUUCAGUUCCACUGAGCAGCUCAUCCCCGAAAGCGACCCACCCUCCCCUGAUGUCAGCAACCUGCGAGUUGGUCAAAAGGUGGACGGCGUUUCCACGAUCAAAAGGCAACCCAAGACCGGAUGGCUGUAAAACCACUGUAGCUUUUUACUGUUUUUAUCGUAAUCAAUGUGAAAUUUAUUAUUGUUUUUGAUUAUUACUUUUUUAAUUUAAUUAAAUCAGCAUGUAUUAUAAUUACCCCAGUUGCCAAAACUGACUUUUAUCCGGAUAUUAUCCUCUCCAGAGAAUAAUAAUCCGGAUAAUUUUUCGAUUUUGGCAGCUGGGGUAAUCAUCUAAUUCUUAUAAUAAGAUUGUCUACAGUUUAUUCAUUUUUAGUAUACAAACAUUAUUAAAAUAAAUUAAAUUCAAAAUUAACUAAA
This is a messenger RNA of Neocloeon triangulifer, 4028 nucleotides long. Its product is annotated as transient-receptor-potential-like protein. Gene Ontology annotation, molecular function: store-operated calcium channel activity; protein binding; inositol 1,4,5 trisphosphate binding. NCBI's taxonomy places the organism in Eukaryota, Metazoa, Arthropoda, Insecta, Ephemeroptera, Baetidae. Gene Ontology annotation, biological process: calcium ion transmembrane transport; regulation of cytosolic calcium ion concentration; manganese ion transport. The coding region runs from base 202 to 3741 and encodes 1179 amino acids. Gene Ontology annotation, cellular component: cation channel complex; membrane. The transcript is spliced from 15 exons. The record is from RefSeq and is a predicted model, not a curated record.